This is a messenger RNA of Cottoperca gobio, 1279 nucleotides long. Its product is annotated as E3 ubiquitin-protein ligase RNF12-B-like. The transcript has 2 exons. Lineage: Eukaryota; Metazoa; Chordata; Actinopteri; Perciformes; Bovichtidae. The record is from RefSeq and is a predicted model, not a curated record. Bases 175 to 870 code for a protein of 231 amino acids.
CAGCAGCCAGGCAGAGCUGCCAGAGUGAAGCUGCACUGAGAAACAGAGCAGAGCCUUUUGCAUUAGCCCGCCACACUGUUUCAGAAAGCUACCUUGGUGGAUAGAGAGGCAGAUGGAAAAGAACUGAACGAAGGUUGCAGCACAACUGAGAAUCACAACUCCUUCUCUGUCACCAUGGAAACCACUGAACAAUCAGAGCCGGCAAUGGACUGUGAAGUGGAGGUUGCUGUGGCUGAUUCACCUGAGCAGGGGAAGGAUUGCAGUGCAGAAGAUGAGCCAGUUUGUUUAGAGACAGACUUUGCAGAUUUCCCAGGUGAAAUAGCGAUGCUUGACAAAUUAUUAACUGACCUGCCAACCGACACGAUUAAGAUCGACAAGCCUGACUGUGAAGAGACCAGUGUUUGCACAGAAAUGCCUUGUCAAGAUCAAAAGGAGGCGUUGACAUUACAAUCAGUGCAUGAAGAGCUCAACAGAAAUGAGUCAAUCACCUCAUCUGUGUCUGACACACUCUCCAGUGCUGAUAGUGUUUAUGAAAAUGAGGCCCAUCGUAAGAGGCAGGACAUGCCAGAACAAGAUCCUGAACAAGAACAAGUCCCCGAGCCAGAGCAAUUCCCCGAGCCAGAGCAAUUCCCUGAGCCAGAGCAAUUCCCCGAGCCAGAGCAAUUCCCUGAGCCAGAGCAAUUCCCCGAGCCAGAGCAAUUCCCCGAGCCAGAGCAAUUCCCCGAGGCAGAGCAAUACCUUGAGCCAGAGCAAUACCUUGAGCCAGAGCAAUUCCCUGAGGCAGAGCAAUUCCCCGAGGCAGAGCAAUUCCCCGAGGCAGAGCAAUUCCCCGAGGAAGAGCAAUUCCCCGAGGCAGAGCAAUUCCCCUGAGGCAGAGCAAUUCCCCGAGGCAGAGCAAUACCCUGAGGCAGAGCAAUACCCUGAGGCAGAGCAAUACCCUGAGGCAGAGCAAUACCUUGAGGCAGAGCAAUACCUUGAGGCAGAGCAAGAUCCUGAACGAGAACAAUGCCAUGAACAAGAGGAAGACUUUGGACUGGGGCAGUACCCUGAGCCAGAACAACACCCUGAACCAGACCGGUACCCUGAGCCGGAGCAAUACCCUGAGCUAGAGUUAUACCCGGAGCCUGAGGCUGAGUAUAAUGAGCUUAAUCUGGAAGAUGAUGGUUAUCAAAAUGUGGCAAUAGACACAGAGGAAGACCCAGAGGCCUGUGACAUCCUAUUUGAACCACCCAUUACAGAGGAGUCGAUAUUAGAGCAGUGUAUUAGAGAAGAGGCAAUG